Molecule: messenger RNA, 2922 nt
Organism: Fusarium musae
Lineage: Eukaryota; Fungi; Ascomycota; Sordariomycetes; Hypocreales; Nectriaceae
Exons: 10
Coding region: 1-2922 (973 amino acids)
Biological process (GO): carboxylic acid metabolic process
Molecular function (GO): carbon-carbon lyase activity; pyridoxal phosphate binding
Source: RefSeq, a predicted model, not a curated record
AUGGUUUCCGACGAGCAGAUCGAGCAUGAGCGUCGCCAACACGCCCGCAUCGGGUCAUACUUCCUCGGUCCCCGCGCCGAGAACUUUGAUCUCCUCAGUGAAUUCAUCACUCAUGUCUUGAACGAACAAAAAAACACGCGAGAGAACCUCUACAAAGAUGAUCCAGCUUUCAUUACCCAAGACAUGAUCAAGACUGAGGAGUUCCAAGGUAGCAUUGCUCAGCUCCGUGAAGAUGUCAAGGACAUCUCCAAGAAGUUGUCCACCAACUCGAUUCCUUUCUGGUCGCCGCGGUAUAAUGCUCAUAUGAACAUGGAUACCGCUAUGCCUAGUAUCAUUGGAUAUAUGGCGGCUAUGAUGUAUAACCCCAACAACGUUGCGACAGAAGCUAGUCCCUAUACUACUGGCGUAGAGCGUGAUGUCGGCAAGGACCUUUGCCGCAUGUUAGGCUACGGCUACGGUGUCGGUGGUGAAGACUCAGAUGUUGUACCAUGGGGUCAUAUUACAUGCGAUGGCUCGGUCGCCAAUCUUGAAGCCAUCUGGGCAAUUCGAAACCUCAAGUUUUACCCACUAUCUCUCAAGCUCGCCAUGGCCGAAGGCGCACCUCUCAACUUCCUCACUACAAUUGAGCCGCCCUUCAAGGUCACUACCUGCAAAGGCGAAGAAAAGCCCUUCACCGAGUUGUCCACCUGGGAGCUUCUCAACCUGAAGCCAACUGCCAUUCUCCAGAUCCCCACUCGCUUGACGAGCGAAUAUGCCAUCUCCGCCACUUUCCUGCAGACUGCUCUGCACGAUUAUCUGAUUCAGACGGUCGGAAAAGAAUAUGUCGACCAAAAGUUUGGUAUCACCAAGCCUGCCAAGUUCUUUGUUAGUGCUACGAAGCAUUACUCUUGGCCCAAGGGUGGAGCUAUCUCUGGUCUUGGCUCCGACAACUUUGUCGAUAUUGCCGUUGACGAAGAAGCACGCAUGGACAUUUCCAGCCUCCGCGCCCAUCUCGAGUCCUGCAUCCAAGGUGACGAUGAAUCUCAGUACACACCCGUCUUUGGCGGUAUUGUCAUCAUUGGAUCAACUGAACAUGGUGCGUGUGAUCCGCUUCGUCAAGUCGUUGAGCUUCGCGAAGAAUUCCAAGCUCGUGGUUUGUCAUUCGCCAUUCAUUGCGAUGCUGCGUGGGGAGGCUACUUCGCUUCCAUGAUUGAGCGUAGGAUGUUCGCUCCCAUUCCUGGUGGAGACUUGCCGUUUGUUCCCAAGUUGGCUAUCCAGCCCUAUACGAGAGAGCAGCUUGAAUGUCUGCCUUUUGCUGAUAGCAUCACCAUUGAUCCUCACAAGUCCGGCUAUAUCAACUAUCCCGCCGGUGGCCUCUGUUACCGUGAUCAGCGCAUGCGCUACCUCAUCACCUGGACCAGCCCAAUUGUCUACCAUCAGGGAGACGAAACGGGAAGCAUGGGAGUCUAUGGUGUUGAGGGAAGCAAGCCUGGAGCUGCAGCCGUAGCAACAUGGCUGACUCACAAGACCCUCGGGCUUGAAGUUGACGGAUAUGGUAGACUCCUCGGAGAAGCCAUCUUCACCUGUACCAAGCUCUACUGCCACUGGGCCACUUUGACCAAGCCUGAAGACGACCUGAUCGUUGUACCCCUCAUCAGACUGCCAAUCGAGCGCAAUGGCGGCUCAGCUGAGGACGUUGCGAAAGAAAAGGAACGUAUCCGUUCCAAGAUUCUUGGAGUCAGUAACGAGGAUCUGUUCAAGGAUGAAGAGACUUGGGAGCUUCUUGAGACACUUGGUGGUGAUUUGAUGAUCAACGCUUUCGCUUGCAACUUCCGGAUCAAUGGCAAGCCCAACACCAAUAUCGUAGAAGCCAAUUAUCUCAAUGAGCGCAUCUUCCAGCGUCUGUCCUACACCAUCGAAGAUGACAAGACUCCGAUCUCUGACCGUCCCUUGUUCCUCACCUCGUCAUCAUUCGGCGAGAAGGCUUAUGGAAAGUGUUUGACUAACUUCAAACGACGUCUUGAGCUCUCAAACGAGGCGUAUCCUGCGCACGGAGAUCUGAAAUUCUUAGUCAAUGUUACGAUGAGUCCUUGGCCUACGGACUCACCAUUCCUUGAGAGCUUGGUUACUUCGUUUAGAAAGAUCGCAGAGGAAGAGGUGCAGCACGUACUUACUCGCAACACCGAGAAUCCAGAUAUCCACGGCUUCGUGGUUCAAGGUCACGAAAAGAUCUACCUCGUCCACAUUCCCAUGUUCAACAUGGCCGCUCACCGUUGGCAAGUCAUCAUCACCGCCGAGCUCCCUAGCGACGUCAAGGAACUCUACCAGAAGCUUCGUAAAGAGAAUCCAGACAAGUUCUACACCAUUGCCAACGUGGAGCCUGAGAAACUCGGUAAUCUUCUUGAGUCAACCGGUGAUGUUGAGUUCCGCCUGGACGACGGCAUUCCAGAAGGUGACGCUGAACCUCUGGCCAAGUUCAAGCUUUCCAACAUUGACGUUGUCAUCAAGCGAUCCAUGUCGCAUGAUGACUUGGACAAAGAAUACCCUGAUAGAAUGCCCUUCUAUCUUUAUGGAAGCAAUGCCGAGGCUAAUAUUGACCAUGUGCUGAGGACUUCGCCCAAUGCUCAACUCAGUGGAGAUCGCGUCAAGCUCAAUCUCAACCCGGCAUUAAGCGAUGAGCAGCUUGGCAAGGGUGUAGUGGCUGUACUAGAAGACGUCUAUGAGAACGCAAUUCAGCCGCUACCCCAAGAGAAGAAUGAGGCGGAAAAGUUGGUGGUCAAAACUGAUGCGUCUGGACUGUCGCUUGUUGCCGAUCACAAGCACAAGGUCUCGGUGUACAGUAACUACGAUGAGUUCCUUGGCGGGUCCAAGCCGAUUGCAAGUGGUGACUUGAGUCUCACAUCCAAGAUCUUUGCUGAUUGGGAAUUGGUCAAUAUGGAUUAA